UGAACAUAAAAGGGUGGGGGGGUGGGUUAUAACUAACUAACAAUGGCAACCCCUACAAACGAGUCCGUGUUCUUGAUAAAGGAUGUGAAGCCUGGGUCGAAAAAUCUGAAUAUUGUGUUCAUCGUGUUGGAAAUAGGACGAGUAACCAAAACGAAAGAUGGACACGAGGUGCGCUCCUGCAAAGUGGCAGACAAGAGCGGGAGCAUUGCCAUCUCUGUUUGGGAUGAACUCGGCAGCCUUAUCCAGGCAGGAGACAUCAUCAAGCUGACCAGAGGCUAUGCAUCCAUAUGGAAAGGCUGCCUGACCCUGUACACUGGAAGAGGAGGGGAUCUACAGAAGAUCGGAGAGUUUUGCAUGGUGUACUCAGAAGUGCCCAACUUCAGCGAACCAAACGCAGAGCUGCUAAGCCAAACGAACCAGCAAAACAAGUCUGGUAAACCAGACCAGAAUCAGAGGGGAAACUCUCCACCCAAUCAGAAUUCAGGUACACCUGCCCCACCAGGUAACGGUGCCAUGCCGCCAUUUAACAACAAUAACAACCCACCAUCCGGUGCACCCCGUGAUCCUGCAUUUGGGAGUGUCGGGCGACCCAAUGGUCGGUCACCUGGCAAUGGAGCUCCUCAAGCUACUGUUGCUGGACCCCAGACAGCCGCAAAGUCUUCAGUUACCAUUAGCAAUGGCAGGGACCCACGGCGUGCCAAAAGAUGAAAGUGGGGUUAGGGGGAUCAUGUAGGGAAAUUAUGUAUGUCCCCAUUUCCCCCUACCCCCCCCCCCCCCCCCCCCCCUUUUUUUUUUCUUAAAAAAAAUCAAAUCUUUCUGCCUCUUCCCCAUCUCACCCACAUUGGCUUUUGAAAUAAUGAAAUAAAUUAGAGUACUUGCAUCAUUUUUAUACAGGCUAACAUAGUCGAAUGUGUUGUUUGUCAUGUGUAAGUAGUGCUCUGUUAGCAGCACACUAUGAUUGUGAUCUGCCACUUGAUGCACUAGCAGGAUAUUUGAACAGUCAGGCCUUGGUGGUUGAGUUGUGGUCAGCCUUCUCAGUCUACACCCAUGUCCUCUAAAUCUCACUGCAAAUGCCAGUUCUGUGCCAGUGUUAUCUUCUCCACGCACUAGCCCAACCCCCCCCUCUGUUAUGUUUCAAACUAUACACCCUACUUGAACACUUGAUGCACUUUCUUCUCUUAAUUUAUGGCGGGAAAACCUGGCUGCCAUUUAAAUCAGGAAAUCUGCUUCUGCUUUCCAGUGGAAAAGGCCUUAAGUUGGUGAAAAGGAAUUUUUGGACUGAAUACACAAGCAAAAUUCUUCAAAGGGUCUUUCCUCUCUAACCAAACUGUAUCUGAAGUGACUCUGUGAAAGGAAAGGUGUUAGUUUGGGAUUUUUAAUGAUGGGAAGGUAGAGUAUUAAACAGUUUUUUUUCAUAUGACUUUUUCUUUUUUUCUUGUUUGCCAUCAGUUGUACCUUCAUCGAGGUGGGACCCCUUUAGUACCGGCGAAACGGUUCACCGAAUAAAUUUUACAGC
This is a messenger RNA of Scomber scombrus (Atlantic mackerel), 1516 nucleotides long. RefSeq names its product nucleic acid binding protein 1a (gene nabp1a). Gene Ontology annotation, cellular component: SOSS complex. The coding region runs from base 43 to 708 and encodes 221 amino acids. The record is from RefSeq and is a predicted model, not a curated record. Gene Ontology annotation, molecular function: DNA binding. NCBI's taxonomy places the organism in Eukaryota, Metazoa, Chordata, Actinopteri, Scombriformes, Scombridae. Gene Ontology annotation, biological process: double-strand break repair via homologous recombination; mitotic cell cycle checkpoint signaling; response to ionizing radiation. The transcript is spliced from 6 exons.